UCGGGCCUCGAGCAGGUUGUCGGGCUGUGGCUGGGCCCGAUGGCGAGGGAAAGGUCGCCGGCGGCGCCGUCGGAGCGACUCUCUGGUUGGAUGGACGGUUGUGCGAAGCCGCCGUCAUGCCGCCGCGACAGGAGGAUUCGCCACCAGCGCCGCUGCUGUGCAGCGGGAUGGGGGGCUGGGGUGCUCCGCCGUGAGGUGGUGGGCGCCGGUGGUGCUGUCCGACGAACAGGGGCCGGGGGCAGCGCGGCCGUCUUCUACAUCGUCCACCGGCGCCGCCCCGGUCAGAUGCCUCAUCGUUGUUAGCCCUUCACCAGUACUGGUGUACAGCAAGUUGCUCGAGAGGAGCCAAAGCAGGACCCAACAUCCAUCCACCUUAAAGCAGAAACGCAGCAAACAUGGCGAUGGUCCUGGAUGCUUUUGCAUCCUAUGUGCUAAACAUGCUAACGGAGAUGGCGAGGGAAGAGGUGCACAUGCUGCUUGGAUUCAGACGGGAGAUCGACAAGAUGGACAUUAAACUUAGGGACCUCAAGAACUUCCUCGCCGACGCUGACAGGAGAAACAUCACCGACAAGAGCAUGCAAGAGUGGGUGGGCGAGCUCAAGCGUGCCAUGUACGAAGCUGCUGAUAUACUCGACCUCUGCCAGCUCAAGGCCAUGGAGCGCCGUUCGUCCACUCUAGAUGUGGGGUGCUUCAACCCCUUGCUCUUUUGCAUGCAGAAUCCCUCACAUGCCCAUGACAUCGGCACCCGCAUCAAGGCACUCAACAAGAGGCUUGACACCAUCAAGGAGCGAAGUGCUGCUUUCAGCUUCAUCAAUAUUGGUGCAUAUGAAGAUCGUAGCAGCAAAGUGCACGUCACUCGUUCUGCUAAUCCCAACCGUGAGACGACAGGGGAAUUUGACCGGUCGGGUGUAGUUGGGGAGAAGAUCAAAGAAGACACAAGAGCGCUGGUUGAGACCAUGUUAGCUGAAAAAGAGGGCAACACCAACAUCAUGGUCGUGGCCAUUGUUGGUGUCGGCGGGAUUGGCAAGACUACUCUUGCCCAGAACGUCAUCAAUGAUGAAACCAUGAAGGCCGAGUUUGACAACACAAUAUGGUUAAGCAUCAACAAGGACUUUGACAAAGUUGAGUUACUAAGGACAAUCAUCACGCUCGCCGGGGGUGUACAUGGAGGUGAAAAGGCAUUGGUUGUGCUUCAGUCAGUCCUCACCACUGCCUUGAAAGGAAAGAAAUUAUUCCUGGUACUAGAUGAUGUAUGGAACCAUGGAGCGUGGGGUGAUGUGCUUAAAACUCCCUUGGAUAAUGUUGUGGCUCGAGGUAGCCGAGUCCUCAUCACUACUAGAGAUGAAAAAGUAGCCCGAGGGAUGAAAGCUGAGCUUCCCUACCACCAUGUCGACAAAUUAGAGGAGGAGGAUGCCUGGUCAUUGCUCAAGAAACAGAUAGUCUCAAGCGAGACAAAUGGACAUGAAAUUGAUAUGCUCAAGGAUAUUGGAUUGCAAAUUAUUGCAAAAUGUGAUGGUUUGCCUCUUACUGUCAAAGUAAUGGGAGGACUCUUGUGCCAAAAGGACAAUAAGCACCGUGACUGGGAGAUGGUUCUGGAUGAUUCUAUAUGGUCAGUAUCUGGAAUGCCCGAAGAGCUAAACCAUGCAGUCUAUUUAAGCUAUGAAGAUUUACCUUCCAGCAUGAAACAAUGCUUUCUAUGCUACUCCCUUCUCCCCAAAACUGCAUUGUUCAAAAGAGACAACAUAAUUGGCAUGUGGAUUAGUGAAGGAUUUCUUCAGGGAACCUCAGAUGACUUGGAAGAACUAGGUAGAAAGUACUAUAAGGAGCUGAUACUAAGAAACCUUAUAGAGCCAAAUGUAGAGUAUGUUGAUCAACGUGUUUGCAACAUGCAUGACGUUGUGCGCUCAUUCGCUCAAUUUGUGGCUAGAGAUGAGGCACUAGCCGCUCACAGCAGUGAAACAAAUAUUGUUAGUAAACUCAGUGCACAGAAGUUUCUUCGAAUAUCUCUAGAAGGCAAAGUAUCAGAAUCAGAUGGGUUGGACUGGGGUUCUUUGCAACCACAAAAGACACUGAGGACACUAAUAUCAGUUGGCAGUAUAAAUAUGAAGCCUGGUGAUUCGCUUGUUCAUUUUCCAUGUCUACGAACUCUACAUACAAAUUCUGCACGUAUUGUUGCAUUGGUUGAAUCUGUGCAUAAACUCAAGCACCUGAGGUACUUGUCCUUAGAAAACUCUGAUAUAUCUAGUCUUCCAGAUAGCAUUGGAAAGAUGAAAUUCUUGGAGUACAUUAACCUUACAGGAUGCCAACAGUUUGUUAAACUACCAGAUAGCAUUGUAAAGUUAGGGCAUCUAAGGUAUCUUAACUUCAAUAGCACAAGUAUAAAUGGCAUACCUAAGGGAUUCCGUGAUCUGACAAAUCUGAGGAUAUUACGUGGGUUCCCAGCUAGGGUAGAUGGUGAGUGGUGUAGUUUGGAUGAGUUGGGCCCUCUUUAUCGGCUCAAGCAUGUUGGAAUACAAGGGUUGGAGAAUGUAACUGCUUCCUCGUCCGCAACAAAGGCAAAGCUUAGUGAGAAGGUGCAUCUUACGAACCUAUACUUAACAUGCAGUAGUAUAUUGGGGGACAAUGGACUGAUUGAAGAGGAAGUGCACCAGCGAAUUGAGGUGGUGUUUAAUGAGCUCUGCCCUCCGCCAAGGUUAGAAUUUCUUUCCAUUGAAGGAUAUUUUGGCCGACGGCUCCCAAGGUGGAUGAUGUCAUCAGAUUUGCCCCUCAAUAGCUUGAGGAUUUUGUUCAUUUGCGACCUGGCUUGCUGCACACAGCUUCCUGAUGGCUUGUGCCAACUCCCUUAUUUGGAGUUCAUUCAGAUCAACCGUGCUCCAACCAUCAAGCGUGUUGGACCUGAAUUCAUGCAGUCCUACCAUCACCAUAGUCCUCGUACUUCCCAAAUGGUGGUUGCAUUUCCGAGAUUGCGUGAUAUGGAUUUACUAGGAAUGGUGGAAUGGGAGGUGUGGGAGUGGGAGGAGCAAGUGCAAGCUUUUCCUUUCUUGCAUGAACUCAGGCUAAGCCACUGCAAAUUGAAGUGUCUUCCUCCUGGCCUUGCCUCCCAGGCAAGGGCUUUGAAUAAAAUGUCCAUACAAUCUAUCCAGGGUCUCAUCUCUCUAGAGAAAUUUCCAUCUCUGGUUGAGCUGUUCCUGGAUGACAAUCAUGACCUGGAGAGGAUCACUAAUCUUCCCAGACUGCAGAAGCUUACAAUUGAAGAUUGCCCAAAGUUGAACGUGUUGGAGGGUGUUCCUGCACUCCAGGGGCUCUCUCUCAGAGAUAAAGUCAUGGAUGCACUCCCAGAAUACAUGGGACGUAUAAACCCAAGGUAUUUGGAGCUACAAUGCAGCAUAGCACUGCUCGCUUCCAUAGCCACAACACAAUCUGGCCCUGAGUGGGACAAGUUCAGCCAUAUUGAGCAUGUCAGGGCAUAUGCAUGUGGAGGUGAUAAUCCAAGGAAAUGGUACGUCUUGUACACAGCUAACCCCUACAACUUGGAGACAAAUGUCAGCCUCUCUUUCUUGUCCAGAGGAACCUUAACUUUUGUAGAGGACACCCAAAUAUUCGAGUCUGUCUUCAAAAUGACAAGAAAAACCUUUAGCUACAUCUGCAGCUUGGUGAUGGGGCCGUCAAUGGAAGAUAUGAACAGCUGCACCUUUAUUGACGGGAGGGUGUUGUCUUUACAAGAUCGAGUAGUAGUUGCUUUGAGAAGGUUGCAAUGUACUGAGCCAACAGAGACCAUAGCAUCCUCUCUUGGUGUGAGCGAGUCAACAGUCUUGUUGGUAACUGAGAGGUUUGCUGCUGCUGUGUGGCAGGAAGCAGAUCACCACUUCCGCUGGCCAGACUCCAGACAAAUGGAUAAGAUCAAAUCCAUGUUUGACAAGAUCCACAAUAUGCGUAACUGUUGCGGUGUUAUAUGUACAAUUGACACUACAUUUGGACCAAACUACGACCAUGAGAAGAUUGAGAGCCCUCAGAUGCAAGUCAUCGUUGAUCCAGAGAUGAGGUUCAGGAACAUUUGGUUUGGAUCGACAAGUAGACUAAACCGCUUAACCAGAUUGUACGACUCUGAUCUCUUCAAGGAGUGCGAGAAGGGCAGUUUGCUGAAUGGCAGCAAGCUGAAAGUAGCAUUAGAUGGACCAGAAGUCGGGGAAUACAUAAUUGGUGAUGCAGGAUAUCCUCUUCUCCCCUGGCUACUCACACCUUACCAUGAAGACUAUCACUCAGAUUACAAGGCGGAAUUCAAUAGGAGACACUCCUCAGCCACAACCUGUGCUAUGAAGGCAGUCGCAAGGCUCAAAGACACAUGGAAGUACCUGCAGGGAGAGAUGCCGAGCCCCGUUAAUAUACGUGAGACAAUCUAUACCUGCUGCGUGUUGCAUAACAUAAUCAUAGAAAUGGAGGAUGAUGCAGCCAUUUUGAGUGCCAAGCAAAAGAGGAAUUGCUGUGAGGAAGUGCGCCAGUUAGCAAAUGAGGAUGCUGUCAAGGCGAGGGAUAUUCUGUCGCAACACUUCCUGGCCAGCAGGUCAUCUGAAUCGGGAGAGGAUGAUGAUGAAGCCAUGUUGUGGCCCAAGUACUGGAAUUAUUGUGACGAAUUGGAGUUAGCAAACAAGGAUGCUGUUUAGGCAACAGAUAUGCUGUCGCAACACUUAUUGGCCAGCAUGUCAUCCAAACCGGGAGAUGAUGAAGCAGCUUCAUCAGGCUCAGGGGGUGAAAACAACAAACAAUAAGCGCAGACAAGAGCAGCAGAUGAAGAGAUCAUAAACUAGGCUCAGGGGAUGAAAACAAUAAACAAGAAAAGCAGAUGAAGAGAUCAUUAACUAGUUACCACUGCAAUGUGUCAACUGAGACUAUUUAUUGGUGAUUGCCUUAACUGAGACUAUGCAUGGAAAUGAAAAUUAUCGAUAUAUUAAACCCUGGCGCAUGGUCAGGUGGAAGGGAGGACUUUACCUGCUGGUUGGAGCUUUUGGAUGCAUGAAUGAAUACAUAGAAGCCCCAACAAUGGAGGCAGCGACUACUUUGAUGCUCAACAUGAAUUCAAGUUGAACAUUUUUCUUAUGUUUCAUCAUCUAUCCAUUAGGAAAAGACAAAUAUCAUGUAUUCUGUACUUGGGCAAUAAGCUUUUAUGUGUCGAAAAGAUGACAACAAUGUCACGCAGAUGCAUAGACACUGACUGUCUCUAGUCUCCAUCCAUCAGCAAGUUGGUGCAAACUGAAGAAUUUGCAAACAUAAUGGGAGGUAGUCCUCUGUGUCUUUAUGACAAAUGUAUGUUUGGAGCUGUAAUCCUAAUCAAUGGAACUCUGGUAGUAGUAAACGGGAGUCUUUAUUUC
This is a messenger RNA of Triticum aestivum (bread wheat), 5366 nucleotides long. RefSeq names its product disease resistance protein RGA2. Gene Ontology annotation, molecular function: ADP binding. The record is from RefSeq and is a predicted model, not a curated record. NCBI's taxonomy places the organism in Eukaryota, Viridiplantae, Streptophyta, Magnoliopsida, Poales, Poaceae. The transcript has 8 exons. The coding region runs from base 396 to 4661 and encodes 1421 amino acids.